AUCUCUAGUUUCUGGUAGGGGAUUUUCUCCAGUCCAGGUUCAACGGACCUACAUUCUUCAACCCAUGAUCCACCAUGGCAGCAUUGGGCCUACCGAAACAAGAAUCCCAUCCCUUCCCCUCCCCGUCCAUCCCAUCACUUCCACAUCCACUCUUCUCCUCUCCCAUGCCCCGCCUAACAUGUCUCUUCCGGGUUACUAGCUCUGAUCUGUCAUGCCCUCUCCGCUUCUUCAAUCGCCGAUCUCGCGCAUCAUUCCCCCCCGCCUUCCCCCCCCCGCAGUCCAUCCGCCGCCCCUGAUUGCGCGCUGCAUGCGCGGAAGCCGCCGCUCGCGGCAUGUACAGUAAUAAGGGGGAGGAGGGCCGGCCGAGCGUCGAAGAUGCGGUAGCAGCUGGAGCUGCAGAAACCGCAACUGAAUCUAGCCGAAAUACGGCAGCAGAUUCAACGUCAGUUUUGAGACGUUUCAAGACUGAAGGGGGAGGAGCACGCGCGGCAGGGCGUUGAAGAUGCAGCAACAGCAGCAGCAGCCGCACCUAAGACUUGCCGAGAUACGGCAGCAGAUUCAACGACAGCAGCAACAGCGACGGCAGCAGCAGCAGCAGCAGCAGCAGCAGGAGCAAUCACCGGAUCAGGCCCAAUCUGCCGUAUCCCUCCCUCCGCCGUAUGUCCAGUCGCCUCAAAGCGCGCCCACCUCGCCCCACGUGGCCCACCUCCCCGCGUCGCUACCCCCCGCGUGUCUCCACCCGCCUCUAAACGCGCCCGGCUCGGCCUUGUUCUCGCGGGAAGUCGAUUUCACGGCGGCAGCGCAGCAGAUCGCGGCGCUGCAGCAGCAGCUGCUGACGGAGCGGGCCUCGUUUGAACGGAAUCUGGCGCGGCUCCGUCAGGAAGGGCGGGAGGCGGCGGCUUCCCAACAGACGACUUUUGAGGCGUAUCAGAAGAGAGUGGAAGGAGAGAGAGCAGCCCAGCAGGCGCUAUUUGAGGCGGAAAUAGCUGCGAUGGAAGAGCGAGUGGACGCCGAGAGAGCAAGGCUUGAAGAGGAGAGAGCGGGAAUGAGGGGGAGAGCGAUAGCGCUGAAGACACAGGUGGAGGCGGAGAGGGAGGGGAGGGAGGCGGCGAAUAGGGAGGUGACACGUGUGGUGGAUGAGCUGAGGCGGGCGGAAGAGCGUUUGGCAGGGAGUGAACGGGAGAAGCACACGUUGAUAGAGGAGCUGGCCGUGCUAGCCCAGCAGACGAAGAGCCUAAGGGCGGCACUGCAAGCAGCGGAGGCGGAGAGGGGGAGAAUAGCAGGAGUGGCUGCUGCUGCGGAGAGCGAAAGAGACGGAUUGAGACGAGAGCUGGAAGAGCUGAGGUCACUGCAGGUAGAGGAGGCUCAAAUCCUGCAGAGAUUCCGACAGCAGCAUCAUGAGCACAUUCAAUCCCAGCAUCGGCAACAUCAGUAUCAGCAGCAGCAGCAGCAGAAGCAGCAGGGGAGGGGGUCUUGGUCUGGUAGCAGCACGCCACGAGUGCUGAUGGGCUACCAGUCGUUCGGAUCGUCCUCGGUGGACAGCGCACGGAGCAGCAGCAGCGCGGUGGAGGGGACAGAGAGCAGCAGAGGUGAGGGGGCAGAGAGCAGCAGAGGUGAGGGGGCAGAGAGUGGCAGAGGAAGAGGGAUGGAGAGCAGCGGGGGGAUGGGCACAGCGAACAGCAGCGAAACAGCAGCAGCAGCAGCAGCAACACGUGAAGGCAACGCAGCAGCAGCAGCAACAGCAGCAGGAGUGACAGCUUUGGAGCUAUCUGGUUUGUUGGAAGCCGCAGGGGGGGCUGUGGCAGCAGCAGGGGGAGACAGGCAGGCAAGCAGCGAUGCCCAAGCGUUGCUAGCACAGGCGCAGGUGAUAAUAUCGAAUGUGAUUAAAUCAGGGAGCUUUGGCUUGACCAGUGCCAAGUCACUCCCAUCAACUCCUUCGUCCUCCUCCCUUAACCUUUCGGCAUCCUCGUUAUUGUCCUCCUCGUUGUCCUCUGUAGACGAUGUUGCAAUAGUGGCUGCAAGAGCAGAGCGGGAGAGAUUGCUAAGAAGAGUUGAGGAGGUAGAGGCGAGAUUGGGCAGGUCCCAAGAGGAGCUGCAGAGGAGUUUAGAGGAGAAAGAAGUACUGAAGAGGGAGUUGAGUGCGGUGCUCGGGAGGGCAGAGGAGGAGCGGAGGGAGUGGGUGGAGAGGGAGGGAGAGGCGAGGAGGAAGGUGAAAGAGGUGAUGGUGAUGAUGGGUGUGGCUGAGAGGGGGAGGGAUGAGGCGGAGAGGAGGAGGAGGGAGGCCGAGAGGAGGUGUGAGGGGGUGGAAAGGAGGGUAAGGGAGGUAGAAAGUAGGCUUGGGGAAGUUGGGGUGGAGAUUGAAGUCGAGCGGGAGAGGGCAGGGGGGGUUGAGGGCGUACGGGAAAAAGGGGCCGAUCUGCGAGAGGGGGGAGGUGGGAGAUGUGAGGAAGAAGCAGCGGUGGUGGCGGAGAAAGGAGCGAGGCAGCAGCAUCGACAUGGAGACGAGACACGCAGUACAUGGGAGCAGCAGCAGCAAGCGCAGCCGCAAGGGCAGCAGCAAGCGCAGCCGCAAGGGCAGCAGCAAGGGCAGCAGCAAGGGCAGCAGCAAGCGCAGCCGCAAGGGCAGCAGCAAGGGCAGCAGCAAGCGCAGCAGCAAGGGCAGCAGCAAGCGCAGCAGCAAGCGCAGCAGCAAGCGCAGCAGCAAGCGCAGCAGCAAGAAGAGAAGAAUCAGGAGGGAAGGGAGGGUGCACAGAACGAGCAGGAGCAACGGCAGGGGGGGCAGCAGCGGCAGGCAGAUGGGCAACAACAACAAUUGCCAAGGCAAAGCAGCGCAGAACGGACUCCUGCUUGGACCCAGAGAAGGAGCCCCCACUAUCGGCGAGAGUACCGCCACCAUCACGGCCGCCUCACAUCCCCGUUACCCUCCCCAACAUCCACCACAUCCAGUCGCAGUGCAUUGCGUGCUGCUCCCUCUGAUGCUGCUACUGCGGCUUCCUCUUCUACUGCUGCUGCUGCCCCCUCUACCCACUAUGCCCUGCCCCUCGCCUCCACCCCAUCCGCUCCAAGUUCCCACUUCUCCUCCUCUUUCCUCUCCUCGCUCAUAGGCUGGGGUCAAGGCAGCGGCAGUGCCAACAGUGGACCGAGCCCAUCACACAACAGGAGACUUAACCGCGCAAGCAGCACCAUUAGUGGUGUAGCUGGUGAUUGGGACGGUGCAGCAAGCAGCGGAGCUGGCGAUUGGGACAGUACAGCUGGCAAGGGUAGUAUCAUCGCAGUCAGCAGAAGGGAACAGCUCGCUCGCACGCGUACCUUCUCCUCCUCCACUGCUCAUAGCAUUCAGAAUCUCGCUUCUUUCAUCCGCUCACCCUCCCCCAGUGGGUCUGUGGACGGUGGGAGUUCCUUCACCUAUCACACUUCUGGCAGCACCAGCAGUAGCUUGAGGCGACACAGCAGCGGAAACGGGCUACCAUCUCCUCUCACCUCCCAACGGCUCCUAUCUUCUGCUUCUGCUGCUGCUGUUCCUGGUGCAUCUGGUGCUUCUGGUGCUUCUGGUGCUGGUGCUACUGAUACCGUUACUGCUGAUGCCUCUGUGCUUGACAUCACCACAAGAAGCAGUGGCCCCCAACUUUUUAUUAAUCCGCGUGUCACCCUCCCUUCCUCUGCGUCCAUAUCCGAGACCAGCUCAGUCAGGCACAGCAACAUGGCUAACAGGGAAGGGCUGCACAGGCAUGGUGGGUACAGCGGUGCAAGGGCAGGGGGAGCGACGGAGGCAGCUGAUUGGCUGUCAGAGCUCUCUGACAAUUCGAACAUGGAUGAGGUGGAUCAAAUACUGGCUCAAAUGGGUCUCAGACCGGGGGAGAUGGUGGGGGAAGGAGGGGUUGUAGGAGGUGUGGGGGCAGAUGGUAUGAGAGGGUUUUAUGGGGUUGCGGCGGGGAGUGCAGGCGUGUAUGACAAGGAGAGUUCACGACAUGAGCGGGGCCAGCUGAGGAGGUUGGUGAGGAAAUUGGCAGAGAGUCCGAGGCCGUAUGGGGAGACAGCUGGCUUUGGCAGAGGGAGCGGCAGCGGAGGGGCAUCAACACCUAAGUCACUGGACUCCGUAAAGACGGAGUCUACUGAACAUGCAAGAGAUGCCAUGAUCCUGUACCAAUGAUAGGAAUCCAUGCUAGACAUACUGGUCAAGUCCUGAUUUUUCCUGUUGCACCAGGAAUGAGGCAAUUGCAGCAGCUUGAGUGUACCAUGUGCAGCAAAUGUACCAUACAUGGUAAUUGGCCAUCUG
Closterium sp. NIES-67 is the source of this 4276-nucleotide messenger RNA. The record is from the annotation of a GenBank genome assembly. NCBI's taxonomy places the organism in Eukaryota, Viridiplantae, Streptophyta, Zygnematophyceae, Desmidiales, Closteriaceae.